CGGAGAGGAGGAGCGGGGCGAGGACGAGGAGGAGCGGGGCGAGGCGCAGGCGAGGCUGGGACCCGGGGCGCGCGCACUUCUCCGCAAAGUGCCAACUUCCCGGGAGAGAGUGCCGGGCGCGCACCUUCUGGGCUCCGGGGAAAAGUCAGCGGGAAUUUGAGAUCUUAGGGAAGAAAGUCGGAUUUCCCCCGUCCCCCUUUCCCUGUUACUAAUCCCCAUAAAAAAGACAAACAAGAAGAAUAACAGCAAACUUGCUAUAAGCCUGUCUGCCCCCCACUCCUGGCACCAUGAAGGCGGCCGUCGAUCUCAAACCUACUCUCACCAUCAUCAAGACGGAAAAAGUCGAUCUGGAGCUUUUCCCCUCCCCCGAUAUGGAAUGUGCUGAUGUCCCACUCUUGACUCCAAGCAGCAAAGAAAUGAUGUCUCAAGCAUUGAAAGCUACUUUCAGUGGUUUCUCUAAAGAACAGCAACGCCUGGGAAUUCCCAAAGACCCCCGGCAGUGGACAGAAACCCAUGUUCGGGACUGGGUGAUGUGGGCCGUGAAUGAGUUCAGCCUGAAAGGCGUGGACUUCCAGAAGUUCUGUAUGAAUGGAGCAGCCCUCUGUGCACUCGGGAAGGACUGCUUUCUCGAGCUGGCCCCAGACUUCGUUGGGGACAUCUUGUGGGAACAUCUUGAGAUCCUGCAGAAAGAGGAUGUGAAACCAUAUCAAGUGAAUGGAGUCAACCCUACCUAUCCAGAAUCCCGCUAUACCUCGGAUUACUUCAUUAGUUAUGGUAUCGAGCAUGCUCAGUGCGUUCCUCCCUCAGAGUUCUCAGAGCCUAGCUUCAUCACAGAAUCCUACCAGACACUCCAUCCCAUCAGCUCGGAGGAGCUCCUCUCCCUCAAGUAUGAGAACGACUACCCCUCGGUCAUUCUCCGGGACCCUCUGCAGACAGACACCUUGCAGACUGACUACUUUGCCAUCAAGCAAGAAGUCGUAACCCCAGACAACAUGUGCAUGGGGAGGACCAGUCGUGGCAGUGGACCAAUCCAGCUGUGGCAGUUUCUUCUGGAAUUACUCACUGAUAAAUCCUGUCAGUCUUUUAUCAGCUGGACAGGAGAUGGCUGGGAGUUCAAGCUUUCUGACCCAGAUGAGGUGGCCAGGAGAUGGGGAAAAAGGAAAAACAAGCCCAAGAUGAAUUAUGAGAAACUGAGCCGUGGCCUACGCUACUAUUAUGACAAAAACAUCAUCCACAAGACAGCGGGUAAACGCUACGUGUACCGCUUUGUGUGCGACCUACAAAGCCUUCUGGGAUACACGCCCGAGGAGCUCCACGCCAUGCUGGAUGUCAAACCCGAUGCCGACGAGUGACGGACACCCAAGGGGUCGGGGAAAACUCUGCUGAGACAUUUCGAAGAACAACCAUGUUGGUCGGACUCUUAAUUUUUAAUCGUUAUUCUAUUUUUAAUUUUCCAGAACUCGUUUUUUACAUUCAGGGGUGGGAGCUAAGUGAGCUGCAGCUUAACCAAUUGUGAGCAGUUGGAAAAAGAGAGCCAGGACUUGUGGGGUGGGUGGGACGAGAAAUUCUUGAGCAAAUUUUCAGGAGAGGGAGAGAGAGAAAGAAAGAGAGAGAGAAGGGUUCUUCUUAGAAGCUUGAAGGAUCUGGCUUAAGGGAGGAGGAGACUAACACGUCCCAUUAUUUUUUAAAAAUCGUCCAUGAAAAAAAAAAAGGCAUGUCUUGAGUUAUGGACCUAUUAGCAAAAGAAAUUGACACAUCAGGAGUUCUGAGACCCAUGAAAAGGCAAUUAAUUUGCUUUUGGUUUUAGGUCUGGGAGGGCAAAAAAGAGGGAGGUGGGAUGAAACAUUUGUUUGGGGGAUGCACUAAAAACCAAGGACUAUUUACUUUUUACUCAACUUUCGAAACAAAGAUGGACUUCAGUGGGGAGGAGCCCAAACUGUUUUUGUGUUAAAAUUUAUUUUAUUAAAUUUUGUGCCAGUAUUUUUUUUUUUUUUUUCUUAAAAAUCGUCUUAAGCUCUAAGGUGGUCUCAGUAUUGCGGUGUCAUGCAAGUUUGUUUUUUAUUUGCCGGCUGAGGAUUCUGUCACAGUGCAAGGAAACUGUUUAUAUAGACCCCACUGGAAAUGCAAAGUGCUGUCACUGAGAUCGGGGAUCCCAAAUUCAUGUGACUUCUAUAUGAAGGAAAAAAAUCAUGCUGAUUUGGGUACAAGAGACCUAUGCAUGUGAAUUUCAUCUGUGUUUUAAAAAAUGAUCACACCCCUCUACUUACUUACCAUUAGUGGAUUCUCGGGGUUUGGACUUAACGUUGAACUAAGAAGCAUUAAGUCUUUGAACUGAAUGUAUUUUGCAGCCCUGGUUUUGGACCACAGUCAAUGUAGGAGCACUGUUGAGGUCAUAGAAAGGAGAUCGAAGGAGAAAGACUGACUUGGUUCUUUAUCGGUUCUAUACCUGUAACAUUUAUGACUUGGAAUAAAAGCUGUGUGCAUGGGCAUUACCCCCUCAGGUCUUAGGAAGUAAAUCCUGAAUGCUUGUCAUUCCACACCAGCACUCUACUCUUUCUCCUUUAUGUCUCAUUGUCCCGGCAUCCCACAUUUAUUGCUUCCCCCCACCCUGUUACCCAGUGGAGAGAAAUGUCCGACUUUCCAAUUGGUGAGAGAAAGAGCAAUGCAGUCAUGCCAUGAGAUGGAGAGUGGCUGGCAAAGUCAUUUAGAUGUCCUGGGUUUUAGGAACAAUGGAAAUUAAGGUUGCGUGGAAGUAAAAUGUGGCUUGGCUGUCUUUGGGAGGAGAAAUGCAUGGCUUUCCUUUGAGGAGUGUCAGCUGGUGGAGUCAGGUGUCGAGUAGGCCGUGCAUGCAGCGUGAAGAGUGCAGACCCUAUCUGGGCCCGUGCUUGGAUCUGUUAUCUUGGCACAGGGUAAGUGAAGGUUAAUAAUUGCAGAAGAGACAAAUGACUUGAAGGCAAAAGAAACAUAAGAAAAGGAGCUUGAGUGAAGAAAAUAAGGUGGUCCGUGCGAUUCGAGUAGAUUUCUGGUUCCUCCAAAGCUCAGCGACAAACUCCGUUGACUGGGGCAGUGCUGAAGGGUGGUCUGCAAAGGUUUGGGUCUUUCUCCAGGGUGGGGAGGGUGGGAACCAACAUCUAACCAGUGAAGAAAAGUGCCUAAAACACUUGAACCCCGCCCCCCGCAAUAGAUGCCUGAUUAAAAAGGAUGAUGACCGAGGGACAGCUCUCGCGGACUUCAGUGGGAGAGGCGAAGAGAUAUUUAAGGUGGGCUUCUCAGGGUGAGCCCUUCUUGGGCUCCAAGGGAGAGACCAGAAGUACUAACUACCUGCUAGCAUAGCUUCCAGAAAGUGGGUUGUUUACUCCCAGGUCCUCUUGCAGACCCUGAAUUAUCAGGAAACCAGCUCUGUGAUUCAUGAGUCUCCUUACACUGUUAAAUCGGAGUGUCUCCUUGGAAAGCAAAGGCAGAGUUGGCCCAGCUGUGUAUUCUCAUCUUCUUCCGGGUGCAGGUGCCUUAAUGAAGCUCUCGAAUAUUUUAGGAGCUGCUCAGGGAGUGUUAGGCGGAACUGUUGGAUUACGUUGUUUUCUCUUAGAUUAUGGGAUCUUUGUUGGGCACUGGCAAAGGCGUGUGUGUGUGCCCACGCACGUGUGUGCGUGUGCACGUGUGCGUGUGCGUGUGUGCAUGCUUGCAGACAUGUAGAACUGCCGCUAAAAUAAUACCUGGGUUUUUCGGUUAAGUCUUUCCACAUUUCAGCAACAGGCAAGAGUAGAACCAAGGCAGGGCAUCGGUCUUGCUCGCCGUUCGCAACCAGGCAGAACAUGACUUUCUCAGCGCACCCACCUUUCCUCUUGCGUUUCUGCUGGAAACUCCCCUUGUGUGAGCAUGUCUAAGUCCUGCAAGAACUCCAUAGCAGAUAAGAGAUAAGAAAGUGCCUCCUCCUGCUCCUCAGCCCGUUUGUUUGCUAAGAUGCCUCUCUCUCUAGGUCCGCCAUUUUCAGUAUUUGUAGAUAGUGCGCUAGUUAGGGAAGACAGCUUUGUCCAUCUGGCCAGAUGCUUUUUCUCCUUCUGUCCAGGGGCCAGAGACCAUCCCAGGAAGAGUGGUGGGUGGUUUAUACACUGGAAAUGUAGCAGAAUUGUUGCAUUUAUGCUUUUUAAAAACACAUGUUAACUUCAGAGGAAGGAUGGGCAAAUCUGGUUGAGCUGAUGAAACCCUUAUUUUCCUGGAGAUGCCUUAACCCGUGUUGGUUUUGGCUGUCGGGUUCGGGGUCACUUUUGUUUCCUUCUCCAAGCAGGGGAAGGACUUCCCUACACAGAGCCCUGGUUUUGUGGCUUUGGGGAUUGGAGGUAGCAUUCAAAGAUCAGAUGUGCUUUUCCUCACUUUGGAGACGAACACUCCGGGUUUUAGAGCAUUAACCUGCCUAAUCUUCAUGGUGAAAAAUCACACCUUCUCUGUUCUAGUCAUGCUGUGCGUGCUGCUUUCUGUUGGGGUCUAUAUAAAUGUGUUGAACUCAUAUCUACAUUCCAAAGAAGUUUCAAGGAACCAUAAAUAUAUGUAUACAUAUACAUAUAUAAAGUAUAUAUAUAUUAAAAUGAAAUUAUCUCUAUCAGGAAUACUGCCUCAGUUACUGAACUUUUCUUAAGAAUACUUUUUUUUUUAAGCUGAGAAGUAUAGGGGUGAAAAAGAUGUUAUAUUGUGUUUGACUAUUUUCCAACUUGUAUUUUCAUAUAAUUUAUAUUUUUUAAAAAGCUGAAAAUUUAAAAGCAAGAUGAAAAAAGGAAAAGCAGGUGCUUUUUAAAAAUCAGAACUGAGGUAGCUUAGAGAUGUAGCGAUGUAAGUGUCUAUGUGUUUUUUUUUUUAAUGCAAAAAAAAUUUCUUAUGGGGGAGUUUUUUUGUUUGUUUAUUUUAGUAGCUGAUGCUGGCACAUCAUUUUGCUGGAGAGUUUUUUAUAUACUGUAGCCUGAUUUCAUAUUGUAUUUUAAACUGUGUGAGAUUAAAAACAAAGAAAUUCAUUCAUAA
Enhydra lutris kenyoni (northern sea otter) is the source of this 5010-nucleotide messenger RNA. Its product is annotated as ETS proto-oncogene 1, transcription factor. NCBI's taxonomy places the organism in Eukaryota, Metazoa, Chordata, Mammalia, Carnivora, Mustelidae. Gene Ontology annotation, molecular function: sequence-specific DNA binding; DNA-binding transcription factor activity, RNA polymerase II-specific. The coding region runs from base 288 to 1352 and encodes 354 amino acids. Gene Ontology annotation, biological process: regulation of transcription by RNA polymerase II; cell differentiation. The transcript has 7 exons. The record is from RefSeq and is a predicted model, not a curated record. Gene Ontology annotation, cellular component: nucleus.